UGCUCACCACUAAUUCUGAAAGCUAAAAAUGCAAAAUUUGACCAAAUUUUCGGCAAACCUGUAGUGUUCCUCCGAAAAAGUUCACCUGCUGCGUGGCAGGACGAGCUGACCACCUGAUCCUCUCGAGGAUUACAUAUUGCAUAUAUACACAGGAGGGUUCCAGAUCGAGGGUUUCACGGCGAAGCGUCAAUCAAAACUGCCAACUCCCACACAAAAAAAAAAACGAGAAAAGGUCAAGUGGUCAAUUGGUCAUACGGAUUCCAAGGGGAUCCCUGUCGAGAAUGCAGCAGAAUACGGCCAGCAAUCCGUUCGCCAUGUCCACCUACGUGGAGCGACCCCAAAUGGGGCUGGACGUGGAAUUCGGAGCUGAUCCUGCAAGUGGAGCAGCGUUUUUCCAGUCCGAUGGGCGUAAACAUGAUGAUCUCAAGCAGAUGUUGGAUAGCAACAAGGAUGGACUUAAGCUGGAGGCCAUGAAAAGGAUUAUCGGGAUGAUUGCCCGCGGUCGGGAUGCCAGUGACCUGUUCCCGGCGGUGGUCAAGAAUGUGGUGUCCAAGAAUAUUGAGGUCAAGAAGUUGGUCUAUGUCUAUCUGGUGAGAUAUGCCGAGGAGCAGCAGGACUUGGCCCUGCUCUCGAUUUCCACAUUUCAGCGGGCUCUCAAGGAUCCCAAUCAACUGAUCCGCGCUUCGGCGUUACGGGUGCUAUCCUCCAUAAGGGUCAGCAUGAUCGUGCCCAUUGUUAUGCUGGCCAUCAGGGAUAGCGCCGCCGAUUUGAGUCCUUAUGUGAGGAAGACGGCAGCCCAUGCGAUCCCCAAGCUAUAUUCCUUGGACGCGGAUCAGAAAGAUGAACUGGUCAUGGUCAUAGAGAAGCUCCUCUCGGAUCGCACUACUUUGGUGGUCGGUUCGGCAGUAAUGGCCUUCGAUGAGGUCUGCCCGGAACGCGUGGACUUAAUCCACAAGAACUAUCGCAAGCUGUGCAAUCUUCUGGUGGAUGUGGACGAGUGGGGUCAGGUGAUAAUCAUCAACAUGCUGACCCGCUAUGCACGCACUCAGUUUGUGGAUCCCAAUGCUGAUGAAGAGGAUCUGGCAGAUGGUCUGGGCGAAACGCCGGUAAAUGAACGUUUCUACGACGAGUCCUCGCACUCCUCUUCCCACAGCGAAGAUAACAACAGUAGCGAUGACGACGAUGAGAAGAACAAAUCCCGAACUAAUAACAAUAACAAUAAUAAUGGCAGUAGGACGCCCAGUUCGCCGAGUAAUAGUUACCACAUUGAUGUGGAUCACCGCCUGUUGCUGAGGCAAACGAAACCACUGCUCCAAUCGCGAAAUGCAUCCGUUGUGAUGGCCGUGGCGCAGCUGUAUCACCAUGUGGCGCCCAAGAAUGAGGUCCAACUGAUAGCCAAGGCGCUGAUACGACUCCUACGUUCGCAUAAGGAAGUCCAGAGUGUGGUCCUCAAUUGCAUAGCCUCGAUGUCCACCAAGCGAAAGGGCAUCUUUGAGCCGCAUCUCAAGUCGUUCUUUGUCCGGACCAGCGAUCCCACUCAUCUCAAGCUCCUCAAGCUUGACAUUCUCACCAAUUUGGCCUCUGCUGGGAGUAUUUCGCUUAUCCUACGUGAAUUCCAAACCUACAUCUCCAGCAGCGAUCGUUCGUUUGUGGCGGCCACCAUUCAGGCCAUUGGACGAUGUGCGUCGAGCAUUAAGGAGGUCACCGAGACCUGUUUGAGUGGAUUGGUCCACCUGCUGUCCAAUCAUGAUGAGCACGUGGUGGCCGAGAGCGUGGUGGUGAUUAAGCGUCUGCUGCAGACAAAGGCAGCCGAGCACUUCGAGAUCAUCACCCAGAUGGCCAAGCUGAUUGAUUACAUCAAUGUACCGGCAGCUCGCGCGGCUAUCAUUUGGCUGAUAGGAGAGUAUAACGAGAAGGUGCCACUGAUUGCACCUGAUGUGCUGCGCAAAAUGGCCAAGUCGUUUGUAGACGAGCAGGACGUGGUCAAGCUGCAGGUCUUAAAUCUGGGCGUUAAGCUCUAUUUGACCAAUCCGGAGCAGACGUCGCUACUCUGUCAGUAUGUUUUUACACUGGCCCGCUACGAUCCCAACUACGAUGUACGUGAUCGCGCCCGUUUCCUGCGCCAGAUCAUCUUCCCGGCCAGCGGGUCGAGUUCGGUGCUCAGUCAGCACGCCCGCCAAGUGUUUCUGGCCAGCAAACCGGCUCCGGUGCCGGAGAGCAAGUACCGCGAUGGCAACACCUUCCAGUUGGGAUCGUUGUCCCAUUAUCUGAAUAUGCCAGCGGCUGGCUAUAAGGAUCUGCCUGCCUUUCCGGUUAUUCCGCCGGACUCAUCAGUUCGCAACAUAGCUGGUUUUAUGCAGGAGAAGCUGCCUGGCGAGGAUUCGCCCUCAGGGCGAACUUCCAAGGCGACUUCCGGCGGCGGCGGCGGAGGCAAGGAAAAGGGCACGGGUGCGGGCGAAAAGGGCUUCCUUUCCGAAUCAGAAGAUAAGUCGUCAUCGUACUCGGAAUCCGGGAGCAGCAGUGGUUCUAGCUCCAGCGACAGUGAGUCCGAUAGCGAUGGCAGCGGGAGCAGCGCAGAGAAGGAGAACCAGAAGGAGCAGCCCGCAAAGGUUUCCUCGAACAAGGAGCAGCUCAUCGAUGCUGGCAGUAACGAAGUGCAGGUGGCUCCUUCGCCGGCAAAAGCCACCACGAACAAUAAUAACAAUGCGGAUGGUUUCUCCGGCACCUCGGACAGCGAGGACUCGUCGGCGUACAGUGGCAGCAGUAGUGACGAUAGCGACUCCAACAGCGAUAACGAAGCGGAGAAGAAGAAGCCACCAGCAGGGGAGCCAAAACUAGAGAAGAUGAAAGAGAAGCAGGAGAAGCAGCCAGAGCAAUCAGAGCAACCGCCCUCUAAAAGCAAUCUGGAUCUGCUGCUCGAUCUGGAUGACAUUCCGCCCAUUGGUCCUGUGAUGACACCCUCGCUAGGAGGAUUCCUGACGCCUGGCACUCCAUUAAUGGCCGGACAGGCGGCACCACUGCAGCCGCAGCAUGCCCGCAAUCGGGUAGAGCUGGUGGGUCCCUCGCACAUCGAGUUCAAGCACAAGGAGCUGCUCAACAAGGUCAGUGGCCAUGGGCUGCAGCUGGCCUACCGUUUCACCCGAUCUCCGCAUCUCUUCUCGUCGAGCAUGUGCUCCAUUGAGCUGCAGUUUCAGAACCGUGGCGAAAAGGAGAUCACGUCUAUUCAUUUGGCACCCGCUACUCUGCCGGCAGGCAUGCAGUUGAAUGAGUUCGCACCCAUAACAAUCCUCCAGCCGCAACAAACGGCCAGCGGAGUGCUGGGCGUGGAUUUCAACGACUCCACGCAUGCUGUGGACUUGGAGCUAAUCUCCAGUGCCGGCACUUCACGGUUGCAAUUGAAGCCGCCGGUGGGCGAGCUGGUGAGAUCCGUCCAGAUCGGCGAGAGCUGUCACCGCGAGGAGCGAGCCAAGUUGCGCGGAAUGAACGAGCACCAGUGCGAGUUGCGCGGUCUGAGGCGGGAUCUGAUCGAUGUGACCGCCUUGCGGCAAAAGGUUUUCGAGUCGAUCAAUGUGGCGCACACGCACAGCUCUUCCAGCGGCCAGCUGCACUGUUUUGCCGGUCAAACCCUGAGUUCCAAGAGCCUCGUCCUCCUCACUCUGCACUGGCAAACGGAGGAGUCACUCACGCUGUUGGUCAACUGCGAAAAGAUGGUCAUCGGAUCCAUGGUGCUCAACGAACUGCGGAAUGCCCUGCAGCUCAGCUUCGCAAUGUGAGCGAUGGACACGAAAAGGGGCGAGAUGGCAGAUGUCAGCGAACAAAAUCGAGGAGGGAAAUGCCCCGGAAACAGCGCUACUCAAAAGGAGAACAAAGCAAAGCCGCCUCACUACGUAAACCUAAGCAUUCAUAUUUAGAAUAUAUACAGUAAAGAGCGGGACGAAAGUAAUCCUUAACAAGAACUUUUAACUUGUCUGAAGAUUCCACUACCGCAAAAUUUGCUCGCAAUUCAAUCAAAUGUGCAAUGUAACGAUAGAAAACAUAGUUCGAAUGUGGAAUUUAGAAUUCAAGUUCAUUAAUUAAUCAUUGUUAAAAAUGGAGGAAGGCCUAUUUAUUAAUUAUAUUUAACUAAAUGUUACUGUUCAAAAUGGAGACUACUUAAAUAUUUUCCUAUACAUUUUUAUUCGCUUACACUGAGAUAUUUUGCAUCCCAGAGUCACCAUUUCUUUUUUUAAAUGGAUGAACUCAACUUGAGAUUAUUAUAGCUUCCAGAUUGAACUUUGAAUUCUUCAAGGAUUACUUAACGCACCGCUCUUUUAUACAUAAAUCAUGAA
Drosophila rhopaloa is the source of this 4328-nucleotide messenger RNA. RefSeq names its product AP-3 complex subunit beta-2 (gene rb). Lineage: Eukaryota; Metazoa; Arthropoda; Insecta; Diptera; Drosophilidae. Gene Ontology annotation, cellular component: membrane coat; AP-3 adaptor complex. The record is from RefSeq and is a predicted model, not a curated record. Gene Ontology annotation, biological process: vesicle-mediated transport; intracellular protein transport. The transcript is spliced from 4 exons. The coding region runs from base 282 to 3773 and encodes 1163 amino acids.